AUGUUAGGCAACGUUUUUGCUGGAAGAUCUCUACCUGACGCUGUAGAAAUGGACACUAUAGGAAUCCGAGAAGGGUCUACCCUCAAACUUGUAGUAGUCGCCAGAUCUGGUCCAGUGACAGGCAGAGAACAAGAUGAAACCUUGUUACUUAGUGAUGAAGUCAGCGACCGAGAAUACAGACGCAGUAAAAGGUGGCCACUUUUUUUUUCAAAAGGAUGUAGUGCAGCUGAAGACACUAGCGCUAAAGAAAGUAGUGCUGGAGAAACUGAACGGGAACAUGAUGUAGAUGAGGAGAAAAGGUUCGCAAUUAAAGUGGCUGGGAUCACGGUAUCGAACGCUCCUCGACAUGCAAGACGUCUUAGAACGAAUAGUCAGGGUGCCGCAAAGGGUAUGGUAGUCUGUUGUGGAUGUUGCCAGUUACUAAUUGGCUUUCCAUGCUCAGAUCUUCCCGUUUACGAUGCUGACUGUGCACCAGAGUCUCAUAUUGAAGCACCUGAGUCGAGCGGAACGUCAUCAAUUGGUGGCUUGGCUCUAGCUUUAGAGAAGCUUGAGGUUAAAAUCUAUAAUCUUCCCGUUUACGAUGCUGACUGUGCACCAGAGUCUCAUAUUGAAGCACCUGAGUCGAGCGGAACAUCAUCAAUUGGUGGCUUGGCUCUAGCUUUAGAGAAGCUUGAGAAUCUCCGCGUUGACUCGCCGACGGCAGAUGAAGUAGUUUCGGAGGAUCCAUCAGAGCUGUCAUCUGGAAUGAUUGUCUGCGAUUUGACGAAUGAGUUUCGAAGGCAAAAGGCACGUUUUUAUCAUCUAAAUGGAGCACAUUCCACAGAGAACUUGUCCAGUUUACCCCCAGAUAUGAAACAACCGUCUUCGAGUACGGAAUUAUCCUUAUACGUGCAAAAUUCUGAAAAUUUCGAAAUAGCCAUGGUGCGUCGUCAUAGGCAUCCCCCAGCACCCUCCACUUGUCGCCAGCGGGCGCGAAGCAAGCCUCGAGUUGCUCAUCGUGAAGGUUCAUCCUCAGACGAGACAGAAGCCAGCCAAACCCAUCACGUCGUUUUUGCAUUACCAGUUCGCCGAGGAGCUUCGACACGAACUGUACGAUCGGUGGCAAUAAGAGGUGGUGCGGCACGCUGCAAUGUAUGCGCGUUUAGAAUAAAUAGCGCUUUUAAUUGCAGAGUCAUAUGCUAUGACAAGUUUCUUUUGAGGUGUGGAAAAACGCUGUGUUCAAGACAUCGCGCUGCACAAUCGCAUACAUGCUCGAAAUUUCGAGCAAAACUGCAACAAGUGAGCGAUUAA
Strongylus vulgaris is the source of this 1290-nucleotide messenger RNA. Lineage: Eukaryota; Metazoa; Nematoda; Chromadorea; Rhabditida; Strongylidae. The record is from the annotation of a GenBank genome assembly.